AUGAGUUUGUCCUAUGCUGAAAGUCUAUCUUAUUUUCCUCAUAAGGGCAAAGUUGGAAUGCCUGAAUUAAGUGAAAAGUCCGAUGAUUUGAAAAUUAAAUUAGAAAAAUUAGAACAGAUGAUUCGUCAAAGUCGUCAUACUGUUGCUAUUACGGGAGCUGGUAUAUCAACCGAUGCUGGUAUUCCAGAUUUCCGAGGUCCCAAUGGUGUAUGGACAUUGGAAAAACGAGGUGAAAAACCAUCAUUUAAUACAAGUUUUGAUAAAGCUCUACCAACAUUUACACAUCGAGCCUUAUGUAAAUUAGAAGAAAAUAAUUAUUUACACUUUGUUAUUAGUCAAAAUAUUGAUGGUCUUCACCAUCGAUCUGGAUUACCAUUAGGUAAAUUAGCGGAAUUACAUGGAAAUGUUUUUGCGGAAGAAUGUGAAGUUUGCCGAGCACAGGUAAUCCAUCCAAAAAGUGUUGGUUCUUAUUGUCGUAAACGAACGGGUAAUGUUUGUAAUUCAUUGAAAAGUCGAAAUAAAAGUUUAUCAUGUCGCGGAAAAUUACGCGAUACAAUUCUCGAUUGGGAAGAUCCAUUACCAGAAUUAGCAUUGAAUAUGUCAGAACAGCAUUGUGCUAAAGCAGAUUUAUGCAUAUGUUUGGGUACAUCAUUACAAAUUCGUCCUUGCCGUGAUUUACCAAGAAAAACGAGAAAAAAUGGUGGAAAGAUAGUAAUUAUUAAUUUACAAAAAACUUCGUUAGACUCAUUAGCUGACCUAAUUAUUCAUGAGCGAUGUGAUCAUGUUAUGAAAUAUAUUUUGGGCAAAUUAAACUUGAAUUUCGAUGAAAAGCCAAGUGUAUUCAAUGUGUCGAAGUAUUCACAUAUAAAAAAAAUAAUCCUUCUUUCUGGUAAAUCUAAAUGCGGAAGAAAUUUCAUUGGUAAAAAUUUAGCAGAACGACUUUCCGCGUCACUAUUGCAUAUUAAUGAUUCAUUGAAACAUGAGUAUGAAAAAAUACAGACUAAGGAUUCGUGUGAUACCGAUAAAAAAAAUAUGAUUAAAUGGGCAGAAGAAAAAUGUCGUGAAGAUCCAACAAUAUUUUGUCGAAUGAUGAUUGAACGCUAUGAUGAAUUAUAUUCACUAAAUCCAAUAUGGAUUAUAAGUGAUAUUAAAUCCUACGCAGAAAUUGAAUUUUUUAAAAACCACUUUAAUGAUCACGUUCUAAUUGUUCGUAUUGAAGCAUCGAAUGAUGUACGAGAAAAACGCGGUUGGAAUUCUCACGCCGAUAUUGACAAUCCUGAACUAGAAUCUCAGCUAGAUAAAAAUGUUCGAUGGUCAUUCGUUUUUUCAAAUAAUGAACAAGACAAAUUCAAUGAGCAAAUGAACGAUUUGGUUAAAUUAAUUAAUUAG
This is a messenger RNA of Rotaria socialis, 1389 nucleotides long. NCBI's taxonomy places the organism in Eukaryota, Metazoa, Rotifera, Eurotatoria, Philodinida, Philodinidae. The record is from the annotation of a GenBank genome assembly.